Molecule: messenger RNA, 1376 nt
Organism: Hydra vulgaris (swiftwater hydra)
Lineage: Eukaryota; Metazoa; Cnidaria; Hydrozoa; Anthoathecata; Hydridae
Source: RefSeq, a predicted model, not a curated record
GGUUUGGUUAUAAGAGUAGUAAUUGGAACUACACAGUCUAGUUAAAUAUCCGAUCUAUAUCUGCGUGGUUCAUUUUAUUUACGAGCGAUUUUAGUGGUGUUUAUUGAAGCUGUGUACAAGUGUUUACAACAGAAGUUUUACAGUGUUAUAUCAUGGAUGAAUCUAUGACAGAUGGGUCAUCAGGAAUGCAAACAAUCUCUCGUUUGGAUUUCUACAACAGUAUUCAGCAGCAGGAGGCUCCAAAUUUCAAUGAAAAAAUGGACUUAGCUGAUCAAAAUUUGUUAUCAAGAAAUCAAUAUACCGAAGAACUAAAAACAGUAUACAAGCGUCAAAUGUCGAGGUUGAAAGCUAUUUUUAGAAAAAUGUGGUCGUCUUCAUCCAGAACUCAUGAAAUAUUUAUUAAGAAGCAUGGCCCUUGGCUGCAAGGGAGUUUCCAAAUACCGGGUACCCCAUCCACUCCAUCAUCAGCCGGACGACCAAGAAAAAGUUUUGUCGAUUCUAGUGAACGUUCAAAGAGGAGAAAAACAGAACAGCUCAGGAAAGAUGUGGAACCAGAAGCUAUUGUUUUUGCAGCUGAAACUUGUUUGACAACAAGUGGCAAAAGAAGUGCUGCAACCGUCCUCAAAGAUCUUAAAACAUCUCCCAAACGAGCGGGAAAGUAUAAAAAAGCCUAUCGCAGCAGUCUUGAACCUACAAAAAAAUCAUUGACACCGUUAGAGGCUCUUUUAAUAUUUACUGACGCAGGCCUAACAAAAUCUCAAUAUGAAAUCGUACGUACAAGUGACAAGAAGCAAUGGCCCUGCUACAGUAUUUUGGUCGAAGAAAAAAAAACAUGCUAUCCUGAUCCUGAUUCGCUCACAGUCACAGAAGGUUUAGCUGAAGUAGACUUACAAAGUCUGUUAAACCAUACUGCCAAAAGAUUGGUGUUGUAUUUAGAAGAAGUUAUCAAGACUCUAACGGAAAGUGGGCGUAAACAUAUGAAAUUAUCUACGAAAUGGGGUUGUGAUGGCUCCCAGCAGACACAGUUUAAUCAAAAGUUUGAGGAUGACUCUAAUUCUGAUGCCAGCUUGAAACUAACUCAACUUCAAGACAUAGUAGUAGAACAUGUGAUGAUGUUAACUAUGAUUGACGGAAAAGUCUGUAACGCAGCAACCACCACUAAAUCGACCAUGCGAUGUUAUAUUUGUGGGGCAACAUCAAGACAAUUUAAUGAUUUGGACAGAACAUGUGUUGACAAUCAAAGCAGCUACAAAUUUGGACUAUCCAUUCUGCAUGCUAGAAUACGGUGUUUUGAAAGUCUUCUUCACCUAUCAUAUAAAUUGCCUGUAAAAAAAUGGCAGAAAAGGCUGAAUGAAGAUGAGACUCAUCUCAGAUAG